AAUAACAAAUAUAGCGAGGAAGACACAGAGCGGAGCUCUCGAAGUCUUAGAUUCACCAGCUCCGCACCAACCACGUAUAGUACUUGACAAAUAAUUCACCUCUGGGGACGUGAAAGGAGCACAUUCAGACGGCCGAUGGAAUAUGGCGAUGUACCGUUCAUUUUCGCACAUAGUGUGCUCUCGACAUAUGAGAGAAAUCAGCAGGUUGUGUGGUUCACACUUGCGGUGUCUCAGCAGCUUGGUAGAUCUUCCAGAAACUCAUGCACUGCUACGUAAGACCUGUCGAGACUUUGCAGAAAAUGAACUGGCACCUAUUGCAGGAAAAAUUGACAAAGAACACACCUACCCAAAAAAACAGGUGGAGACGAUGGGCGAGCUGGGUCUGAUGUGUGUGUCGGUGCCGGAGACGGAUGGCGGUACAGGUCUGGACUAUCUGGCCUAUGCUAUUGCCAUGGAGGAGAUCAGUCGGGGCUGUGCUACUGCGGGGGUCAUCAUGAGUGUCAACAAUUCACUUUAUUUAGGUCCAAUUGAGAAGUAUGCCACCAAAGCCCAAAAGGACCAGUUCAUGUCUCCAUUCUUGUCAGGAAAGAAAGUUGGCUGCUUUGCGCUCAGUGAACCAGGUAAUGGCAGUGAUGCAGGGGCAGCCUCAACAACAGCCACUAUGCACAAGGACAGCUGGGUGCUCAAUGGAACCAAGUCAUGGAUUACAAAUGGCUAUGAAUCAGAAGCAACUGUGGUGUUUGCUACCACUGAUAAACAGCUCAAACACAAGGGUAUAAGUGCCUUCCUCGUGCCAAAACCAGUUGACGGGUUGUCUCUGGGCAAGAAAGAAGACAAGCUGGGCAUACGAGCAUCAUCAACUUGCAACCUCAUCUUUGAUGACUGUCACAUCCCUAAAGAAUACCUCCUUGGUGAAGCAGGCUAUGGAUUCAAGAUAGCAAUGGAAACAUUGGAUGCUGGCAGAAUAGGUAUAGCUGGACAAGCUCUGGGUAUUGGUCAGGCUGCCCUGGAUUGUGCCAUUGAAUACUCCACGAAGAGGAUAUCCUUCGGACAACCAAUAUCAAAGCUUCAAACGAUCCAGAUAAAACUGGCUGACAUGCAGACGAGGCUCGAGAGUGCCAGACUGCUCACAUGGAAAGCUGCUAUGCUGAAGGACUCAGGAAAGGCAUUUACCAUGGAAGCAGCCAUGGCUAAGUUGGCAGCGUCAGAAGCUGCUACAUUUGCUGCCCAUCAGAGCAUCCAGAUCCUGGGAGGCAUGGGUUACGUGACCGACAUGCCCGCCGAGCGACACUAUCGAGAUGCAAGGAUCACAGAGAUAUAUGAAGGCACUAGUGAAAUACAGCGUUUAGUUAUAGCAGGCAAUCUCCUGAAACAACAUGGCUCUUAAAGACACAUGUAUGAAACAGGCAUUCACACUUGUUUUAUGUACACGGUUUCUCAAAUCUUAAGGUCUAAUUUACAAGAUUUUCACUUUAUAUUUUUGAAAGUAAUCAUAUCCUGCAAUUACCACAAAUAGAUUUGAUCAAGUUGUUUCCUUUUUAAGAUAUGGAAGUGUUUGUUUUCUCAUUUUAUAAACAGUGGGUGUGUGUUCACUAUGUUUACCUUGCAGUGGUUGAAAGAAAACAAUUGCAGGUGGAUAGAUUCUACAGAAUCUCAAAUUUAAGUCAUUACUUGUGUGAUUCUUUGUCAAAUAACAGUGGCUUAGGUUGUUAACAUUUAAUAAUGUAUAUAUUGUGAAUGUGUAUGGAAUCAUUGGAAAUACGAUGUAAGAGAGAGUGGUGCUAGUUGAUUAUUAGUUUGUGUGUUGAAUAAAAAGAUGUCAAUUAGAAAAA
Haliotis rubra (blacklip abalone) is the source of this 1832-nucleotide messenger RNA. Its product is annotated as short-chain specific acyl-CoA dehydrogenase, mitochondrial-like. Gene Ontology annotation, molecular function: flavin adenine dinucleotide binding. Gene Ontology annotation, cellular component: mitochondrion. The record is from RefSeq and is a predicted model, not a curated record. NCBI's taxonomy places the organism in Eukaryota, Metazoa, Mollusca, Gastropoda, Lepetellida, Haliotidae. Gene Ontology annotation, biological process: fatty acid beta-oxidation using acyl-CoA dehydrogenase; butyrate catabolic process. The transcript is spliced from 12 exons. Bases 143 to 1387 code for a protein of 414 amino acids.